UUCCAGCUGAGCGGAGGGAUGGAGAUGCGGAGGGCGCAGCAUCAGCAGAACCGCGGUCAGAGUGCAGCAGCUUCUCCACAGCAUCACCACACACAACAAGACAGACACAGACACAGUCGACCUAAAUUAUUUUAGUAGCGCAAUUAUCCUAAAACUCCCCGAGGUAUUCAGCAGUCGGAAAGGGAAAUUAAUGAAGAAGGAGGGCGAAGUAAAUUGACCGACUCUGCUGUGACAGAUGUUGGAAAAGUCUGGCUGAAUGUAGACAGAAGAGGAAGAAGAAGAAGAGGAAGAGGGAAACUGUCCUGAAAGGAGAUGAACACGUUUUUCAGUUGGAGGCGGACGAUGAGCGUUAAAGAGGUGGAAGCUUUGUUGCGAUGUUUCCUUCACUGAAAGCUUCAGCUGACGGCGCACUUUGCAUGACGUCGUACAGAGUCUUAACUCUCUCCUCGUCAGAAUGAGGAAUUACAACAGAGUGCUUUACCCAACAUGCAGUCUGGAACAAGACCGAUGCCACUCUAAAGGGCAUGUUAUUGACGGAACCACAUCUCUACAGAGGACUUAACUCAAGUCUGAUUCCAACUUGACUGCCACUGGUUAUGAAAAUCUGCACUCCGAGACUGAAACGGCUGGGGGUAAGAUGUUUGUGGAGUCAGUCGUCCAGUGGGGGGCGUGGAGCAUCCUGCUCCAGUUUGGACUGGGUGUAUCUGCAGGAGGUUGUCCUCCACGCUGUGUGUGUCGACCUGAGGCUAAAGAAGUGAUCUGCUCUGGCAAACAUUUGAACUCAGUGCCAGAGGGAUUUUCCAGCGAUGCCAGGCGUUUGGAUUUAUCCCACAAUAAGAUUAAGACUGUGGGGCGCCGCCAGUUCUCUGGCCUCCUGCAACUUCAAGAGUUGGAUCUCAGUGAUAAUAUAAUCUCCAUGAUUGAGGUGGAGGCUUUCCAGGGCCUACAGAAUCUCAGGACGCUUCGGAUUAAGAAUAACCGACUCAAGAUCAUCCCGGUUGGGGUGUUUUCUGGCCUGUCCAGUCUGCGCUUUCUGGAUUUGAGCCAGAAUGAGAUUCUGGUCUUCCUGGACUAUACCUUCAAAGAAAUGGUGAACCUGCAAACGCUGGAUGCCGAGGAGAAUGACUUGGUCUUCAUCUCCCAGCGGGCUUUCUUUGGUCUGCAGAAUCUGCAGGAGCUUAACAUAGACCGCAGCAACCUGACCUCUGUUCCUACCGAGGCAUUAUCCCAGCUCCAGAGCCUGACACGUCUCCGCAUGCUACGCCUCACGAUUUCUACACUGCCCAACAAUGCUUUCCGACGACUCCACCGCCUGCGUAGCCUCAUGAUUGCAAACUGGCCAGCACUGGACACUAUGGCUAGCAACAGCCUGAUCGGUCUUAAUUUGACCUCGCUUGUCAUCAGCAGCUGCAACCUAAGUGCUAUUCCUUACUCAGCACUUCGUCACCUGGUGUAUCUGCGCUUCCUGGACCUGUCCUACAACCCUAUCACUGUUAUCCAAGGUAAUCUGCUAGGAGACCUCCUGAGACUCCAGGAGUUGCACCUUGCAGGGGGGGGGCUGCUACGAAUAGAGCAGGGUGCCUUUAGGGGACUGGCCUACUUUCGCAUGCUUAAUGUGACAUCCAAUCAGCUCACUACUUUGGAGGAGAGCGUCUUCCACUCUGUAGGGAACCUUCAGGUGUUGCGGUUGGAUGGGAAUCCCCUAGCAUGUGACUGCCGGCUCCUCUGGGUGGUCCGCCGCCGAUUGCGCUUGAACUUUGAUGGACAUCAGCCCACUUGUUCGUCUCCUGAUGCGGUGAGACAGCGUGAAUUCAGAGACUUCUCAGAGAAGGAGCUCCCGAGGCUGUUUACCUGCCGCCCUGCCCGUAUCAUGGACCGCAGGCCGCAGGAGGCGAGAGUAGAAGAGGGCACUACAGUUCACUUCUCCUGUAAGGCUGAUGGGGAUCCAUUCCCAUCUAUCACCUGGAUCUCAUCCCAUAAGAAUGUGGUUUCUCCAACAGGACGAAUCAGAGUUUUGCUCAAUGGUACUCUAGAAGUGCGUUUUGCCCAAGUUCAGGACAGUGGCACAUAUCAGUGCCUGGCGGGCAAUCCAGCGGGCAAUGACAGCCUGACUGUUGGUCUGUACGUAAAAGGACUCCCUCGUAACCGAACCAUCCCCUUCCUCUCAGAGGAGGGCUGGGCAGAGCCUUCAAAUCCCCAAGCAGCCAACUCCUCAGCUCAAAUGGCCAAGCCAUACCCGUUUGACGCAAAGACCCUGAUCAUCGCCACCACCAUGGGCUUCCUGUCUUUCCUCAGCUCGGUGGCCAUCUGUUUUGUCUUCAUGUUCUUCUGGAGCCAGAGCAAAGGUCAGAUCAAGCACACGGCAACUAUUGACUUUGUUCCUCGGUCUUCAAUGGGUGGUGGAGGAGGGGAUGGAGGUGAUGGUGGCAGGUUCACCAUGAAACUUAUUUAAAGCCAACGAAGAGGUGAAAGGGGUCUUCAUAUUGACUGCGAGUUCUUCUGCACUAUUGACCUCCAUUGGGACACUUAAGGACAGAGACCUCUAUUCAAAGGCCCCUUUAGAAGACAAAUCAGAACCAGUUUGUUGGACUUGUGCUAGGCCUCUUCUAAUUUUAGAGUGGAAAGUUACAUCUCAGCACCCACUUUGCUGUGUUAUCUAACUAAUGAAUAUCUCAUGAUCCUGGAAUAGAAAGAUGUUAACAGAUUGUUGGCAGAGCUGUCUCGUGGUUGCAGUGCAUUUGUUUUCAACAACUUUUACCUUGAAUAAGCAAAUGACCACUCACCUAGCACAGGUGUCUUUUUUAUGUAGCAUGUAAUUAUAAAACAGUUUUAAUUUUCACAGAUUUUGGGAUUAACACAUGAAGACAAUUUCAGUUUGACACGAUUAUCAAGGUUUCUGCAUUGUCAAAACAUAUCAGGUGCUUGUUUAAUCAUCCAUUUUGUACAAGUGUGCUCAGUUUUAUGUCUUCACUUGCCAAUACAAGCCAAGUAAACAUUUGCCCUUUUGACCCACCAGUUGCUAUUUCUGCUUACCCACAGAGGAUCAUGUCAAAGACUGCCAAUUCAGCAUUGGCUGUAAGACUUUAACAUGUUAAUAUGUGACUACAAAGCUUUUGAUACUCGCAAUAAAUAUAUGGAAUAGACUAGCCAAAUCAUUUCUAAUUCUCAACUUUAUGGUUAAAUCUUGGACAUUUUGGAGCUUUGUAGUAUAUUUCAGGUAUGCUACAUUGGAGACGUGCUUUUCUGUAAUGGCUACUGCUUACUUUAAAUGAUCAUGUAGCAGUGUAAAGGGACUGAUAGCAUACCAUAAUGUACAUAGGAAUGUAUCCUUUCCCAUUUCAUACUUAAAACAAGUUUGUCAGGUCCAAAUUCGAUCACUGUCUUUCUUUUGUAACAUAUUAUUUUAUCAUGUAAUUACAUUAGAUGACUCUUUGUUCCAUCACAAGAUGCUAUGAUUUCUUCUUUUUAUAUUCAAGAAACCACUUUUUUAUUUUUUACCCACACAAAAUAUGUGCCUCAGUAACAUUCUCACCAUCGACAGAGAGAAUGCUCACCUGAUUGUUAUCUUGUAAAUAUUUAGGUCAAGGGCGUUUGUGUGCGCUGGGUUUAUUCUCUCAUUUUGUCUAGUUCUGGGGAUUAGUGUCACUCAAAUAUGCCACUCUUGUUGUGUAUAAACGUAACUAUAUAGAUGCACUACGCACAAAGCAAUGCUUUAUUAUGCCAGGAAAAAAGGAUGUAAAUGAUGCACACAUAUAGCAAUGACAGGUUUUUUUUUUUUUUUUGCUAUCUUGCUAUCAUAAAUGACUCAACCAGUUCCCCUAUUUUUCACUGACUUUUUUUUUCUUCAAUUUACUUUAUUAAAUGCCUGUAUUCAAACCUG
Siniperca chuatsi (mandarin fish) is the source of this 3880-nucleotide messenger RNA. It is a transcript of the gene lingo4b, whose product is annotated as leucine rich repeat and Ig domain containing 4b. Gene Ontology annotation, molecular function: protein binding. The transcript is spliced from 4 exons. The record is from RefSeq and is a predicted model, not a curated record. The coding region runs from base 638 to 2452 and encodes 604 amino acids. NCBI's taxonomy places the organism in Eukaryota, Metazoa, Chordata, Actinopteri, Centrarchiformes, Sinipercidae.